Molecule: messenger RNA, 786 nt
Organism: Suillus clintonianus
Lineage: Eukaryota; Fungi; Basidiomycota; Agaricomycetes; Boletales; Suillaceae
Exons: 6
Coding region: 1-786 (261 amino acids)
Molecular function (GO): GTP binding
Source: RefSeq, a predicted model, not a curated record
AUGGAUCCUUCAGAGAUAAAAGAGAGAAUCGAUCGCUUUCGAAUCCUCAUCAUAGGAAGAGCGAACGCAGGAAAAACUACCAUCCUAAAGAGGAUUUGCAAUACCAAAGAGAACCCAGAUAUAUUUAAUGGUGCUGGGGAAAAGAUCGACGACGUCGAUGUUUUGAAGGAAUCCAGAGGGCGUGGAGUGCACGACAUCAAGAACGAGAUGGUGUUUCGAAAAAACCCAGGCUUCAUCUUUCACGAUUCACGCGGUUUCGAAGCAGGCGGCGAGUCUGAGUACGAUAAGGUGAACACAUUUAUCGCAAACCGCUCGAAGAGGAUAAAUAUCAAGGAUCGAAUUCACACUAUAUGGUACUGUAUCCCAAUGGAUCAAGCAAGCAGGGCGUUCACCGAAGCCGAACUCAAAUUUUUCUCCCGCUGUGAUACCGGAAGUAUCCCAGUGAUCGUUAUAUUUACGAAAUUCGAUGCCCUUUACGACGUUGAAUUCGCGCGAUUACUGAAGGAAGGAAAAUCGAGGACAGACGCUAAAAAACUGGCUCCGAAGCACGCCUGGAAGACAUUUGCGAACGGGUCGCAAUUGAAAUUUCUAUACCACUCCAAGGACAUUCGACGGCCACCAAAAUGUCACGUAUGCCUUCCUGACAUGGACAAGGAUGAUGCAGACUGUGGGCUACUCAUCGAGCGCACGGCUGAAACUCUGGACAGUGAAGUCCUUCAGCAAUUGUUCGUCUCAACACAGCAAACCAACUUGGAGAUCUGCGUGAAUUAUGCAGUACAUGGGUAA